UUAUCUUCUCGAUAUGCUGAAAGGAGCCCAAUAACAUCCCUGGAGAUACCUCAGGGAUCGUCGAGCUGCUAGUAUUAAGGCCUUACCAUGGACCUGUGCAGCUUAGCUUUACUCCUGGGUGCCCUGAUCUGCUCUGUUGGUGGUACUGAGGUGGAAGGCUACGCUAAAACUGAAGGAGCAUGGAUCCUCGCCCUGCAGAGAAGAGAGUAUUCAUCAAACAAUGUGUUGGCGUGUGCCGCCAAAUGUGAAGCUGAAACAUCCUUCACAUGCAGGUCUUUCAUGUAUAUUGAAAAAGAUCAAGAGUGUUGGACAGCAGCAGCUAACUCUAAAUCUGAGACUAUCCUUCGAAGAAGUAGCGCAGCGUUGUAUGAAAAAAAAGGAUACCUCUUGGAGUGUGUAAAUGGAUUAGGAAAAGAUUACAGAGGAACAAAGAGCCAAACAAAAACAAAGAAGACAUGUCAGAGAUGGGCAGGAAGAUACCCACACAGACCUAACUUCACUCCGGACGAACACCCACUAGCAGACCUGGAGUCCAACUUCUGCAGGAAUCCCGAUGGAGACAGCGGAGGACCCUGGUGUUACACCACGGACCCGGACACCCGCUGGGAAAACUGCGACAUAGCCAGCUGCACUGAGGAGUGUAUUCACUGCAGCGGUGAGAACUACAGGGGCAAAAUCUCAACUACGGCCAACGGCUUCACCUGCCAGCGCUGGGACUCCCAGAAGCCUCACAACCACGGCUACAUCCCCAGAGCUCUUCCGGAGAAGUAUCUUGAGGAGAACUACUGCAGAAACCCAGAUGGAGACCCCAAACCGUGGUGCUUCACUACCAGCACCUCCAAAGCUUGGGACAUCUGCUCCAUACCCCGUUGCACGUCCGAGCCUCCCACCAUCGUCCCAGAGCUCACCUGUGCCACAGGCGAGGGUGGAGCGUACCGAGGCACCAUUGCUGUGACGGAAUCUGGCAAAACGUGCCAGAGCUGGUCCACACAGACGCCACAUAAACACAACCGCUCGCCAGACAACUACCCCUGCAAAGGCCUGGAUAGCAACUACUGUCGUAACCCCGACAACGAGAGGACGCCCUGGUGUUACACCACUGACCCUGACACCCGCUGGGAGUACUGCAGGGUGCCCAGCUGUGGGGACGCCGCCGGACCAGGUGACCCAGUGAUCCCCACGGAGGAGGAAGACUGCUACAAGGGGGACGGAACAAGUUACCGUGGUGUAACAUCAGAGACCAUCAGCGGGAAAAGAUGUCAAAGCUGGAGUGCCAUGACUCCUCACAUGCACAAAAAAACUCCACAGAUCUAUCCUCAAGCGGACCUCAGGAGGAAUCUGUGCAGGAAUCCUGACGGAGACAAAGCUCCCUGGUGUUACACCACAGACCCCGGAGUCCGCUGGGAGUACUGCAACUUGGAGAAAUGCUCGGGAGGCGAACCCGCACGCAAACCUCUGAAUCCUGUGAGCGCUUCAACCCCUGCUUCAACCCCUGCUUCAACCCCAGCAGAGAUUGACUGUAAGACUGGAAAUGGAGAAACAUACCGAGGUCCAACCUCCGUCACCAAUCUGGGUGUGACCUGCCAGGCCUGGAAUGCUCAGAGCCCUCACCAACACACAAGCUUCACCCAAUUAAGUCACCCCAAUAGUGGUCUGGACGGCAAUCAAUGCAGAAACCCAGAUGGCGACGUGAACGGGCCGUGGUGCUACACUACUGACAGGAACCAGAAAUGGGACCACUGCCAGAUCCCAGACUGUGAUCUGUUGAAAUGUGGGACGCCGGUCACCAAACCAAGGCGUUGUUUUGGUCGGAUCGUGGGAGGCUGCGUGUCAACAGCUUACUCGUGGCCCUGGCAAAUUAGCCUCCGGACCAACACGGGAAUACAUUUCUGUGGAGGAAGCCUCAUUCACCCCCAGUGGGUCCUUACCGCGGCACACUGCCUGCAGAGGUCCACACGGCCUUCAGCCUACAAGGUGCUCAUGGGUAUCAACACAGAGAGAGCCAAUGAGCCAUCCAAACAAGAAAGGAACCUCAACAAACUCAUUCUGGGACCCAAUGGAGCCGACAUCGCUCUACUCAAACUGGAGAGGCCCGCACUAAUAAAUGACAAAGUCCUCACAGUUUGUCUGCCAGAAAAGGAUUACAUUCUUCCCAGUGGAGCUGAGUGUUAUGUUACCGGAUGGGGUGAAACUCAAGGCACCGGGGGUGAUGGCGUUCUGAAGGAAACCGGUUUCCCCGUGAUUGAAAACAAGAUCUGCAAUCGUCCAUCGUACCUCAACGGCAGAGUGAAAGAUCACGAGCUAUGUGCCGGUAACAUCGCAGGAGGAUCCGACAGCUGCCAGGGUGACAGCGGCGGCCCUCUGGUGUGUAACUCCCAGAACAGGUACGUCCUGCAGGGUGUGACCUCGUGGGGCCUGGGAUGCGCCAACGCCAUGAAGCCCGGCGUCUACGCCCGAGUCUCCAAGUUCGUUGAUUGGAUCGAAACAACCAUCAAAAACAAUUAGUCAGAAAGUGAUGGUUCAUUGUGCUUUUUGAAGAUACUUUGUAUUCCAAAAUUGUUUUGGUGCAAAACGACUACUUACGUUAUUUUGGUAUAAUCUGAUGUUAGCGGCGGUUUGGGGGUGGAAAUAUAACAGGUAGAUCAUGUUCCUGCUUUGGAUAUGUUGAGCUUUUUUCUGUCAGAGUUCAACAAUAAAAGUAAAUGC
Molecule: messenger RNA, 2706 nt
Organism: Pungitius pungitius (ninespine stickleback)
Lineage: Eukaryota; Metazoa; Chordata; Actinopteri; Perciformes; Gasterosteidae
Product: plasminogen-like
Exons: 19
Coding region: 88-2505 (805 amino acids)
Biological process (GO): proteolysis
Molecular function (GO): serine-type endopeptidase activity; signaling receptor binding
Source: RefSeq, a predicted model, not a curated record